Molecule: messenger RNA, 1355 nt
Organism: Anthonomus grandis grandis
Lineage: Eukaryota; Metazoa; Arthropoda; Insecta; Coleoptera; Curculionidae
Product: major royal jelly protein 1-like
Exons: 2
Coding region: 59-1255 (398 amino acids)
Cellular component (GO): extracellular region
Source: RefSeq, a predicted model, not a curated record
AUUAUCUUUAUGGUCAGUGGUGAUGACUGUUUGACCUGGCUGGUUACAGAGAAGACCUAUGGAGUGGAACAGGUUUUUUUUAGUUUUCGGAAAUUUUCCGGUUUUCAAAGAAAUUCAAUAUAAAAUGGUCGUACUUGCGAAAUCUCUCCUCCUAAGCGCCCUAAUGGUAACAGCAGCCCUCGCUUCAUAUUGCGAUAAGAAUCUUAUUAGGGAAAUGAGCUUUAAAUUACGCGGAAACCAACUAACCUUUCCAUGUGAAUCUACCAGAAACAUUUACACCACAUCGGGCAGGUACAUUCCCAAAAACCUAAUAGCAACCAGGUUUCAAUUCUACAAGAAUAUCGCAUUUGUUGCUCUACCGAGAUACCGCCCUGGAGUUCCGUUUACUGUGGCAAUACUUAAUUUAAAAGAAAAUGCACCUAACCCUCAUCUGGAACCAUUCCCAUCCUGGAGUUUUCAGGAGGAGGGAAAUUGCGAAUCCAUCCAGAAUGCUAUAGAUUUAGUUCUAGAUGCCUUUGGUAAUAUCUGGAUUUUGGAUUUGGGUAUUUGUAACACUCUGCAGCAGCCCGUUAGACGUUGUGAACCUAAAAUUUGGGGUUUUAACAUAAAAAGUGGGGAAUUAAUGAAAAGCAUUAGUGUAGCUCCUUACCUAACUGAUGAGAGCCGACUACAGUACUUGACCAUCGACUACUCUAACACUGGAGUACCUUUUGCCUUUAUCGCUGACGCUGGUACUGGAUCUAUCGUGGUGGUUAAUAUCAGUAAUAGCUCUGGAUACUGUUUCGUACUUCCACCAACAGUUUUCACCACAACUAAGGACAUCUUGUACAUACAGUUAGCAAGAAAACCCUUAGGAAAUGUACUUUAUUUUACCUUCCUUUCAUCUCCCAAAAUGUUUUCUAUUAAAUCUAAACACAUUAUGACAGGACAGUCUAUCGAAGCUAUUGAGGAUAUCGGUUUAAAAGCUGAUAAUGCCAAAAUGAUUCUUUUAGGUACUGAUAAUGGAUUAGGCAUCUUUUUUAGAUAUAAAGGUGAAUCAGAUAUAUAUAUUUGGAAUUCUGAUAGCAGCUUUAAUCGAGAAAACUUUAAGUUAGUACAAAAAGGGGGCGACUGUAGGAUGGCUACUCAAGUGACACCUGGAUGGAAGCAGUUGAUGUGGGUCAUAGAGAGUAACUUUCAUGAUUAUAUUAAUGAUUGCACUGGAAGCCUUGGCCCCAGCAUGGUUAUUUACCCUCUGGUCAAGACCAGUUAUUAAAUGGACUUGUUAGAUACAUACAUUUGUUCAUAAAUAUUUAUAUAAUUAAUAACAUGUUAACUUAAUUAUUUGUUAAAUAAAGUCGAAUUUUUGUAUUAAA